CACGGCCAUGUCGUCCCUUGGGGUUAGGGUUUUAUCACCCUGCUUGACUUUCACCGCGUCAUGGACAUCAAAACGCGCUAAACAUGGAUCCGUAAUAACGUGACUCUGUCUUGACCCUUCACCACACCUUUCAAAGGGUCUAAUUCUUCCGACCAUACAACUCAGCUCGUGGCUCAUUGACGUGUUUGUCAUGCGAUCUCAUGUCACAAUCAACCAAGGCUAGGCUUGGCAGCUUCCAGAAUGGCUCGGGCGCGCCCAAAUAUGCUCACCCCAAAAGGGAAGAGCCUCCGCAGCUGAAGCCGCUCAUCGCCGAGAUACUGGACUCACAAGACUGCAUCUCCGGCUCCGUCUUCCUCGUCGAGAAGAUCGACACAGUGACCCAGCCCAUCGCUGCUCCCCGGCAGAUCUUCGCCCCAAGGCCCAGUCACCACGGCGCGACCCGGAAGCGCCGGCGCCGGCGCAGCCGGCACCUCCGCGCCGUCCGGCUCCUCCUCGCCGACGGCGGGGGCGUGUGCAUACAGGGCCUGCUCCGGCCGGCGGCGCACGACCUCGUCUACAAGGGUUCGGUCUACGAAGGCUGCUUCGUGCGGCUGGACGACUUUUGGCUGCGCGUCGUGCAGCCUGACGCCUCGUCGCCCGAAACGCGGCCGACGGUGUUCCUUGUGCUUGAGGUCGUCACGCCACUGUCAAAGCCCAGACCCCGGCCUGCAGUCAAACAGUCUACGGCGGCUGAUGAUGAGCUGACCACUCCUCAGCGCCGCGCUUCCGUCGCCACUCUAAAGCCUCCCGCCGCCACGGCCGGCCAGAAGCAGGGGCUGAAGCAGCCGUUUCCGGUGGCCGGGUUUUUGUCCGCGGCUACCAUACGAGACGCGCCGCCAGUGCUCGCAGCCGCGGAGGCUCCCGACUUUGGCGGUCCGACAGACGGCGGGCCUCGGCAACAUUCCCACAACAGCACCAGUAACCAGGGCCACGAAAAACCGGCAUCAGGGGCCAAGGCGCCCGGAGCCACGGUCGCGCGGCGACCCCAAGCCCCCGCGGAGCCGGACAGCAGCCGGCUCGGCACGCCGCCCGCGUGGGCCUGCCACGACCUCUCGCACCCCCUCAAGCUCACCCCGCUGCGGGCGAUCCCGCUCCUGCCCUUCAAGCAGAACUGGAUGGUGAACGUGCUAGCCGUGGUGGCGGAGCUGUCGGGGCCCGAGCCGUCGCUGCUGCCGCCGUCGUACGCCCAGCGCACGGCGCGGCUGGCCGACCCGUCCACCCCCAAGCACGUCCUGCUGACCGUGUUCCUGGACCCGGACGGGUUCGCGCCCUCGCCGGGCGCCGCGGUGCUGCUGCUGGGCGUCAAGAACCAUAGGUUCGACGGCGGCAGCCUCAAGAAAUACGCGAGCGACAGGCCAAGGGACGGUGGGCCGUGGUGGCUCGAGGCGCCCAGGCACCUGCCCUGGUGCGACGUCGCGGGGCUGGAGGCGUGGUGGGCGGCUAUGGCGGAGGAGGAGAAGGAGGAGGGGCGGUCUCGCCAGGAAGAUGGUUGAUGUUGUCUAUUUGAUAUUUGCUAAACCUGCCUCUUCCUUCUUCCCAACACCCCUGGGGCUUUUCCUGUGACCAAUAGCAAUAGCCGAUAGCCGAUAUCAUGAAGCCGCGAAGCCAUCUCCGAUCCUCUUCUUGACCUAAUUCUAAUUUUUUUCCAGCCCCAUGCCCUAAAGUAGCGUCAAUAAUCUCUCCACGUAUCCGCUACCUCCCGA
This is a messenger RNA of Gaeumannomyces tritici R3-111a-1, 1742 nucleotides long. RefSeq lists its product as hypothetical. The transcript has a single exon. The record is from RefSeq and is a predicted model, not a curated record. Bases 201 to 1532 code for a protein of 443 amino acids. Lineage: Eukaryota; Fungi; Ascomycota; Sordariomycetes; Magnaporthales; Magnaporthaceae.